AUGACAACCACAUUAAAACCAGAAGAAGAACUUGCUUUAAGUCAUAUAUUUGUCUUGCAAGAGGAAAAUCUUCAAGGGUUGUCUCAAUACUUCAAAGAAGAAUUAUGGCAACAAUUAUUUGACAAUAUACGAAGCAAAUACCCACACCAACCAGUACCAACAGCA
This is a messenger RNA of Entrophospora candida, 165 nucleotides long. The record is from the annotation of a GenBank genome assembly. Lineage: Eukaryota; Fungi; Glomeromycota; Glomeromycetes; Entrophosporales; Entrophosporaceae.